Macadamia integrifolia is the source of this 1863-nucleotide messenger RNA. RefSeq lists its product as uncharacterized. Lineage: Eukaryota; Viridiplantae; Streptophyta; Magnoliopsida; Proteales; Proteaceae. The record is from RefSeq and is a predicted model, not a curated record. Gene Ontology annotation, molecular function: protein binding.
AGGCAUGGAAGGAUCAAGGGAAAACAAUGACUCAUCAGUGGAAAAAGAUUCUACUUCUAUGAAAAGUAAAGAGGCAUCAGAGAAAAACAUUGAUUCUAUGUCUUUGCAAAGUGAAGUGGCAACCGAUGAUGACAUUCCUACUCUGACAGAAGAAAACUAUCGGAGUUGGAAAGAUAAGAUGGAAAAAUUGUUGAAGUACAAAGAAGUGUGGGAUUAUUUGGUGGGAGCAAAACGUGAACCUGAUGAUCAAAGUAAUGAGGAUUGGAAGCAGAAAAAGGAAGAAAUUGUAUCAAUAUUUGAAAAAAAGUGUGGAGCUAGGACAGUACCAUAUAUUGAAGGACUAGAGAAUAUGAGUCUUAUUUGGAGCCAAUUAGUUACCAUGUAUGAGUUUAAGUAUUCAACUUCAAAUACAGUAAGAAGGAAGCAGAGAACACAUCACACAUGGUGUGUACCUCUUUACACGGCUAUUAGUGAUGGUGAUUGGAAGAGUGUGUCUGAGUUGGUCUCUGAAAACGAGGGAGCUCUUACAGCCAGGCUCACAUCAGGCGGAGAUCUUCCUCUUCACGUGGCAGUUCAACAGCAAAGAACUGAAAUUGCAAAGGAAUUGAUAAAAAUGAUGCCUGCACACCAUCUAUCAAGACAAGGAAAAGACGCGAUAACUGUCCUUCAUAUUGCUGCUGUAUGUGGGAACAAAGAGGUGAUCAAGGCCAUGAUAGAAAAGGAUGAGAAUCUAGUGAUGAUCAAAAGCAAAUACUACCACAAUCGCAUCCCAAUCAUGAUGGCUGCAAUCUUCGGCCACAAAGAUGCGGUGAAUUAUCUUUACCCGAUCACCAUACGCCAAACAGAAGAAGUAGGUCAUCAUGAUCAUCAGAUGGAAGAAGACCACAGUACUGACCAAGAACGUGAAACAACUACAAUUAAACUUCUUACUACUCUAAUUUUUGGUGAAUUUUAUGGGCAAGCUCUUGAUCUACUACAGAAAUACCAAGGUUUAGUCUUGGUCAAAGAUGUUGAUAAUUGGACACCCAUGGAAGCACUCUCAGAGAUGCCUACUUCAUUUAAAAGUUCAUUACCAAGCAAAAGAAGUGUUGGGAGAUUAUUGGGAUACUAUUUCAUGUACUCAUUGCUAGAUGUCCAAGUCAAUGUAAAAAAUGCUUCUUGCCACCACACAAAAAGAGGAGACGAAGAAAAUUCUUUCGAUGAGGAUGAUGAUGCCAACGGAAACAGCACUCAAGCUGGAAAUAUGACAAGUAGAUCAAGAACAAAUUCUAUUAUUUUCCAGUUUGUUAAGGGUCUAUUGUUCCUCUUCCGCUGGCUAUUUCAGAAUGCACUUAUAAAACUAGUGCCUGGUUGCAAAAACAUCUAUGAGGAGAAGUUGAAGCAUGAUAGAGCUUCUGAGCUACUAAAACAAAUGUGGAGGAUAGUAUCAAAACUUGAUGACCUUACAAGUGUCAACAAGGCUGUGGGUUUAGCAAUGUCUAACGCGACCCGGAAUGGGAUUGUUGAAUUUAUUGAAGAGUGUAUCAACUACUGUCCUCAGCUUCUGAAGACAUCAAGAACAUUGGUGUUUCAUGACGCAAUCAAAUACCGCCAGGAAAAGAUUUUUGGGCUUAUCCAUCGUCUAGGCCCAAUGAAGAAUGAUCUUACAACGGUACAGUACAUUGAUUCAGGAGACUUUAUGUCACAUACAGCUGCACAAAAAGCACCUAUUGAGAGGCUCAAUCAAGUUCCAGGUGCAGCCCUCCAAAUGCAGCGUGAGUUGCUCUGGUAUAAGGUGCAUAUUUUUUAAUUCCCUUGCUUCUUCUGUAUAUAUGUGCAUGUGGAUUUUUUUUUUAUUAUUAAUUCCCUCUUUCCACUGAGCAU